GGAAAGGCAGAUCCACUCCCACCCACUUUUUCCUACACACGCACUAACACACUCACACACUAACACACGCGCUUAUCUCCCCUGUGACUUUUCAGGGUGUGUGUUAGUGUGUGUGUGACCUUAGGCGGGCAGUGUAGAUGGGAUGCAUUGCAUGGUGGGGCAGGCAGACCAGAACAGUCUGUGGGAGCAUUGCAGGGGGCUCAGGACAGCAGCUGCCGGUCCCUUUCAGCCGCUCCCUCAGUCACCCCGCUAACAAGCCUUUUGCACACACUGCGCUAAAGGAAUCUCAGCACCCAGAGCAGAGCAGCUCGCUGUCUGUGUAUGUUGGUGUGUGUCGGGACGCACAAGUGCGCAUAUGUUGUUUUCUGCUGCUUGUGUUGAGGACAGACAGCAGCAGCACAGUUCACAGAGGAAGAUUAUCCCGGGCCGGACUGCUGGAAGGACUGUUUACAGUAAAGCUCUUCUGUAGCAGCAGGACCCUGCACCUCACCCCACCCCACCCCCCUCUUCCACCUCCGCCACCUCCUGUUCCUGCACCCUCACCGUCUGUCGAGAGCUUUUGGUGAAUCCUGCGCCCGGACGACACGCCGCUCAGUUUUGUCUAAGCUUGGCCACUUGUCUGUGUGCACUGUGUGUGUGGUCUGGACAUUUUUCUCUGCUAGGAACUGUAGUUACGGAAGCAGAACAAGUAGAAGAGGAAGAAGUUAAGGAACAGCAGCUGCGGGUUAAAGGAGGAGGAGGAGGAAGAUGAGGAUGAAGGAGUUGUCCCUUCGGCAGGACCCGGACCUGAGGAAGGAGCUUGCCCUCCUGGCCCGUGGAUGUGACUUUGUCUUGCCGUCACGCUUCAAGAAGAGGCUGCGUGCCUUCCAGCAGGGACAGGCCCAGGUCAAGAAAGAGGAGCCCAUUACGCCGGCGCGAAGUGAAAGCGUGCCAAAGUUCUACUUCCCCCGGGGACAACCCAAAGCCAACCUCAACAUUGACCAUCUCAUUUCCAAGAUAGAGAAAAUAUUUUCCCAAUUCCCCAAUGAAAGGGCCACCAUUGAGGACAUGGGCCUGGUGGCCAAGGCGUGCGAGGUCCCCCUUUACUGGAAGGCCCCAUUGUUCUGCGCGGCUGGCGGGGACAGGACGGGAUUCGUCUCCGUGCACAAGUUUGUGGCGAUGUGGAGGAAAACGCUGCAGACCUGUCACGACGACGCAGCCAAAUUUGUGCACCUUUUGGCCAAGCCUAGCUGUAAUUACUUGGAACAAGAGGACUUGAAGCCAUUCCUUCAGGAUGUGGUGAACUCGCACCCUGGCCUGGCCUUUCUGAAAGAAGCGGCCGACUUCCACUCUCGCUACAUCACCACAGUAGCCCAGAGGAUAUUUUAUAACGUCAACAGGUCGUGGUCGGGCAAGAUCACCUGUUCAGAGCUGCGGAAGAGCAGCUUUCUACAGAACGUGGCUCUGCUGGAGGAGGAGGAAGACGUGAACCAGCUGACUGAGUACUUCUCCUACGAACACUUCUACGUCAUCUACUGCAAGUUCUGGGAGCUGGACACGGACCAUGACCUGUUCAUUGACCAGAAGGACCUGGCACGCCACAGCGACCACGCCAUUUCCAACCGCAUGAUUGAGAGGAUAUUCUCCGGAGCGGUGACGAGGGACCGCAGAGUCAACCGAGAGAGUCGCUUCAACUACGCCGACUUUGUGUGGUUCCUCAUCUCUGAGGAGGACAAGAGGACAGAGACCAGCAUAGAGUACUGGUUCCGGUGCAUGGACCUGGAUGGUGACGGGGUGCUGUCCAUGUUCGAGCUGCAGUACUUCUACGAGGAGCAGUGCCAGAAGCUGGAGAGCAUGGGUAUCGAGCCGCUGCCCUUCCAGGACUGCCUCUGCCAGAUGCUCGACCUCGUCAGGCCGGAGGUCCAAGGGAAAAUUACCCUCCGGGACCUGAAGAGGUGCAAGCUGUCGCACAUCUUCUUCGACACAUUCUUCAACAUAGACAAGUACUUGGACCAUGAACAGAGGGACCCCUUCUCCGUUGUCAGGGAUGCUGAGACGGAGGGCCAGGAGAUCUCUGACUGGGAGCGGUACGCAACAGAGGAGUAUGACAUCCUGGUGGCCGAGGAGACGGCCAAUGAGCAGUACCACGACGGCUACGAGGACGUGGCGGAGCCUAUGGAUGAUGAACAGGUGUGUGGGGGCCUGGCUCUGCCGGGGGAGAAGAGACACUUCUUCGACAUCCCCAACCCCCACUGCAACCUGGAGCUGGAGGAGUACGAGUACGACGACGACUUUGAGUGAGAAGAGCACUCGCUCUCCACCACCUGCCUGGCCAUGCCGUAUACUACACACUACGCAACACCAUGUUGUCAGCCAUGUUACGCCAUGCCGUCCACCCUGUUAUGCCAUAUAGUCCACCCUGUUAUGCCACGCCGUCCACCCUUUUUAUCAUCUUCCGUCCACCCUGUUGCAGCGGCAGGGCAUGCCAUUCUCCGUCCAGGCAAGCGGGGAGAGGAACUAGGCCAGCCAGCCAGCCAGCAUCAAAGAGGAAACACACACACACACACACACACACACACACACACACACACACACACACACACACACACACACACACACACACACACACACACACACACACACACACACACACACACACACACACACACACAGCAUAGUGUGUGCAACCUCAUAGUCCUGAAACUAUGUUGGACACGUGGUGGACAGCCAGACCAAUGUGGACAGGUUUUUAAAACGCAUACCGAUGAGCUUCACAUGAUUAGCACGAACCACAAAGAACUGAGUUCAUUUUGCUGCCAUCAGAUAGAACAUGUCUCCCAAAAAAACCCACCUGUGAAUUGUCUUUGAAAACACCAAAGCCAUUGCCAUCGUCACACACACACAUAUGCUCGCUCACUUGGGCUGGAAAUGGGCAGCAGGUCAUGUGACCAGUGUGUCUCCCAGCCCUCAGGAGGUCCAGAGUCCUGGCCCUGGAACUGGGCUCCUAGACGCUCCACACAGAGCUACUGUACAACACUUGAAUUGCUGAAUGUGCACUAAAGUACGGAAGCGAACACAUUCUUCUUGUCCUCUGCUACCCCUUUCUUUUUUCCCCUCCAACGCCCCCAUCCUUUUCUUGAUCAGUCUCUCUUCCCAUCUCUAAAGAAUUGGCUAAUGUAACAUUCCAGAUAUAUUAACCAAACUUGUUUAGAACCAAACGUAUAUGCAAGGCUUUACGGAGUCUGCUUCUUCUCAGAUGGAGCUACGAUACUUGGGUGCCUACAAUAAUUCUGUUCCUCAAAAAGGUCCUUUUUUAAAAGAAAGAAUAUGUAAAAUAAAAUAAUGUAUUUAUCUGCCAAUGUGGUCAUUCACUGUAUUAUAGCACUGUGUGUGCAAGCCUAGAGAUAAAUUAUUAGAGGUAUUUAUAAAUAGUUGUACAUAUUUUAUUUGUUUGCGGUGUUGCCGAAAUGUUUGUUUUUGUUUUUUCGACCCAAUAAUGUUCAUGUUUUUUCUACCUGUACAAGUACUUUGUAACAAUGUACUUUCGAUGAGGGAAAAAUGAACUUUUUUUUUAAAGUGUUUCUUUGUUCCAAUAAAUAAAGACAUGGAUGAGAUGAUGA
Messenger RNA from Engraulis encrasicolus (European anchovy), 3599 nucleotides. It is a transcript of the gene ppp2r3b, whose product is annotated as protein phosphatase 2, regulatory subunit B'', beta. Gene Ontology annotation, cellular component: protein phosphatase type 2A complex. The coding region runs from base 748 to 2280 and encodes 510 amino acids. The transcript has 13 exons. Lineage: Eukaryota; Metazoa; Chordata; Actinopteri; Clupeiformes; Engraulidae. Gene Ontology annotation, biological process: protein dephosphorylation. The record is from RefSeq and is a predicted model, not a curated record. Gene Ontology annotation, molecular function: protein phosphatase regulator activity; calcium ion binding.